CUCCAAACGAGGUUUUGUUUUAUUCAGUUUUUUGUCUUUUGACCGUUUCGUUUUUUUGCUACGCAUGCGAUUUUAUUACUUGCAAGCAGCAUCAGCACAGCACAACACAAUCUUUUUAUUUGAUUUUUCUACUCUAUGAUCCAACACGUUUUUGUUAGCAAAGAUGACGACAGUUCUCGUUUUUGUCACUCGUACUAAUUUGUGAACAGAAAAGGAGCCGAGAAUUCUAUUGCAAGUGCAAUGCACGGGUUGGGUGCUUUUUACUAGAGUAUAUAAAAUAUCCUUUUGAACAAACGCCUCCCUACUUGUCCCCCGUCAUCUUUCAUUUUCCCGUAUCUUUCCUCUGGUUCACGACAAGCCCUUUUUGUCUCGCAACCUCGCACUUUUGGGCCUUUCACGAUCGAUCAUUUUUUGUUUGGUUGACUCGGAUAAACAACACUUGUUCGAGAGGCAAAUGCAACAUUUGUGAGAUACGAUUAUUUGUGUUGACUGAGCACGCGUGACGAUAAGGGGAUUUUGUCACAUUGCGGGAUCAAAACGAACGAGACCUUUUUGCCCGUGUUGCCUUGUUUGCCAUCUUGUGUGUGUGUGUGUGUGUGUGUGUGUUUUUGGACACGGGUUGUUGAAGGCACGGGGAAUUUCCAUUGUUUACUGAAGUUCAUCCAUAUAUCCGAACUUUUAAAGUCCAUAUAUUGUCAAGACGUUUUCACGGCGCCCCAAACCACCUUUUUACUUUCGUCAUGCCGCCGUACAUUACUACACCACUAUCGCCAAGCCUGUCUCCAUCCUCCCCACCACUCUCACCUUUCUCGUAUCCCCGCCGCAUCGUUACCCACCAACAAGUCAUUUUCCGAUGGCAUCAUUCCUCCGCCAAAACAGUGUUUCUGACUGGCGAAUUUGACGGCUGGGCCGUCUCUAUCCCAUUACCACGAGAUCCAGCGUGCUACGACGAAUUCGCCAUCACACUAUCUCUUGACCGGACCCGGUCAUGGGCAUUCAAGUUUGUCGUUGACGGGGAAUGGAGAUGCUCGGCCGCGUUUCCAACAGUAUAUGAUGAACAAGGAAACGUCAAUAAUUGUUUAGAGGCUUUGACAAUGGACAAGUUGGCGGAAAUGACACUUGAAGCUUUUGGAAGGAGGAGGUCAAUGUCUUGGCCGUCGUCAGGGGGCAGCGACGAUGAGGUUUGGGUUCCGCCAAAGUUGGCAUUUUCGGCUUGAAUGUUACGGACAAUGCUGCCAUAGCGAAAAGAAAAAAAAAAAUAAAGAUGGAAGUAUUAGAGAGAAGGAGGGGGGGGGGAUUGUAUGAUAUUCAUUUAGGGAGACAUGAUGAUUGUACAUAUCGCUUAAGGUUUUCAUUAGAAUUGCGGGUUCAUGCCUUACGUUACCCUACAUUUGGCAUACGUUGCCGUUCUUCCAACGUCUGAUAUCUAAGUACACACAUGCAACGCAAUAUGGGUGUCCGCUAUGACUGCCAACCCAAGCCGUGUCUCCCGCAAGUGAAGUAGGUUCGUCAUUAAGAAGGAUUAGGUUUUAGCUUCAACAAUGGGGCAAUGCUUACGC
This is a messenger RNA of Spizellomyces punctatus DAOM BR117, 1559 nucleotides long. RefSeq lists its product as uncharacterized. The coding region runs from base 741 to 1217 and encodes 158 amino acids. Gene Ontology annotation, molecular function: protein kinase binding. Gene Ontology annotation, cellular component: nucleotide-activated protein kinase complex; cytoplasm; nucleus. The record is from RefSeq and is a predicted model, not a curated record. The transcript has a single exon. Gene Ontology annotation, biological process: signal transduction. Lineage: Eukaryota; Fungi; Chytridiomycota; Chytridiomycetes; Spizellomycetales; Spizellomycetaceae.